GCCCUUAAAGGGGAACGUUUGACUCUUAGAACCCCCUUAAGGGAACCUUUAACCCUUAGAACACUCUUGAAGGGGGACCUUUAACUCUUAGAACACCCUUAAAGGAGAAUCUUUAACUCUCUUAGAACGCCCUUAAAGGGGAACCUUUAACUCUUAGAACGCCCUUGAGGGGUACGAUCCACUCGAUAUUUUGUGAUAUAAGUGUGUCCUGCUCCUUACGCAUGAUGAAAACAUCCCAACCAGUCUACGCCAAUAAACUACGACCAUUGAAUACAUGGGUCCCGUGUUGGCAUUACUCCAAUCUGUCCGACGUCAUCACUAGUCCAACUAGUAGCUGGUUAGGAGGUGUUCUGAUCGUGGAUCAUUAACCCCUCUGCCAGGACCCUGGGGGCCCGGGAGGCGAAGCCAACGUGUUCCAGGACGGAGUGACCCAUGUGGACUUUGUGUUGGUGUGGGAGGAGAGUUUGAGCGGACAGAAGGAAGAGAGGGGCGUGUCAUCGUCUAGCCCCGCCCACAGCAUGAAGAGGGAGGAGUUUCUUUCCAGACUCAGAGACGCAGGACUACUGCUAGAGCAGAGAGAGAGGCUCUAUCUGAAGAGGAAGGUGUGUUAUGUUCUUCUCAGCCCCUGGACGGUGCUCUGUUACUACGCAGAGGAGCUCAGCCUCAGAGCACCACUACAGGUGGUUCAGACACCGACCUACAGCUGGUCGGAGAAGGUCCUGGAGAGGCUGUCCAUCCCCAACCUGAUGAGUCAGCGGGUCCCUAAUGCCCCGCCCGACUACUACACCUGCCCCUUCAGGACCUCCAAACUGGACAGGUUCCUGGACAGUGAUAACAAGGAGACCUUCUUUAAGAAGACCCAGAGGCACCAGCUGCUCUAUGAGAUCCUGGCCAGGACCCCCUACGGGGACGUGACCCGGGGGGAGGUGGGGGUCGACCGGCUGCUGUCGGAGGAGGUGUUCUCUGCUGCCUACCCCCUGCACGAGGGCUCCUAUGAGGUCCCACGGGGGUUGACCUCAGACAGGCUGAGUGUGAGACAGGUUCUGUUCCAGUACUGGGCGCGCUGGGGUAGCUGGUACCGCUACCAGCCGCUGGACCACAUCAGGGACUACUUCGGAGAGAAGGUCGCCCUCUACUUCGCCUGGCUGGGGUUCUACACCGGCUGGCUGGUCCCGGCCGCCGUCAUGGGAACCGUCGUCUUCCUGUUCGGAUUCUGGCUCGUCACCACCGACCUCCCCGCCAAGGAGCUGUGUCACAGUGACAUCAUCAUGUGUCCACUCUGUAACAUCUGCUCCCACUGGAACCUGUCCAGCAUCUGUCUCACCUUUAAGGCUGGCCUGCUGUUUGACAACGGGGGGACGGUGUUCUUCAGCGUCUUCAUGGCCCUCUGGUCCGUCACCUUCCUCGAGUUCUGGAAGAGGAGCUGCAGCUGCCUGACGCACCGAUGGAACUGCAGUCAGUACCAGGAGGUGGAGGAGCGCCCUCGGCCGGAGUUCACGGCGAUGGCUCCCAUGACGACCAGGAACCCCGUCACCGGGGCGGAGGAGCCCUACUUCCCCGAGACCCAGCGGCUCCGCAGGAUCCUGACGGGAGGCGCGGUCAUCGUGGUGAUGGUAGGACUGGGUUAG
This is a messenger RNA of Gadus macrocephalus (Pacific cod), 1628 nucleotides long. RefSeq names its product anoctamin-7-like. Gene Ontology annotation, cellular component: plasma membrane. Lineage: Eukaryota; Metazoa; Chordata; Actinopteri; Gadiformes; Gadidae. Gene Ontology annotation, biological process: calcium activated phospholipid scrambling; chloride transmembrane transport. The record is from RefSeq and is a predicted model, not a curated record. Gene Ontology annotation, molecular function: chloride channel activity; protein dimerization activity.